AUGCUUCGUCACCCCACUUUGCCGAAUCAACGCACAUUUGCUUCACUUUUCGCAACUUGCGCUUCUUUAUCAAAAUUUUACUUUGGGGUUCAGCUUCAUUGUGUUGCUUAUAAGCUUGGGGUGUGGUGUGAUGCUUUUUCGGCGUCUGGGUUGAUUAAUUUUUAUUGUAAAAUAAGGGUUUGUGGCAGUGCACGUAAGGUGCUUGAUGAAAUGCCUAAACGAAAUGGGGUGUGUUAUUCGACGCUGAUUGUUGGGUUUGCGCAGAAUAUGAGGGCCAUUGAUGCAUUGGGGUGUUUUGGUGAGAUGAGGAGGUGGGGUUUGGUUUCUUGUAUGUAUAGCUUGUCGGGUGUUUUACGCGCUGUUGGGGAGGUUGCGGCGGCUGAGCAAUGUAGGAUGAUUCAUGGGCAUUGUGUUGUUAGUGGGCUUGGGUGGAAUGUGGUUGUGGGGACUGCGCUGGUUGAUGGAUAUGGGAAAUGUGGACUUAUUGUUGAGGCGAGGGGGGUUUUUAAUGAGUUGUUGGGAGAUAUGAGUAUUAUCGGGUGGAAUGCUAUGAUGUCGGGUUAUGCACAACAAGGGGAUAAGGAUUUAGUGGUGGAGCUUUUUGGGUUAAUGGAGGGAAAUGAGAUUGUGCCGGAUGAAUAUACGUUUUUAGCGAUCUUGACUGCUUUUAGCAAUGCGGGUUUGGCGAAUGCGGUUAAGUAUUGGUUUGAGAAGAUGAUAUUGGAUUAUGGAUUGGAACCGUGGAUAGAGCAUUACACUUGUUUAAUUGGUGUGUUAGGUAGAGUUGGACGGAUUGCGGAUGCAGAGAGGAUUGCUUUAACAAUGCCUUAUGAAGCUGAUGCUGCUGUUUGGCGAACAUUGUUAUCAAGUUGUGCUCACCAUGGUGAAGCAGACAUGGCUUUAGUGAUGAGCAAGCGAUUGUUGGAACUUAAUAUGUAUGAUGAUUCAGCUUAUGUCAUUGUAUCAAAUGUGUUAGCAAGUGCAGGAAGGUUGGAUGAAGUAAGGGAAGUGCGGAAGUUGAUGAAACAUAGGAGGGUGUCAAAAGAGGGUGGAAAGAGUUGGAUUGAGCUGCCAGGGGAGGUUCAUGUUUUCAUGGCGGGGGACAAGACACAUGUAAUGACUAAAGAAAUCUACGCCAAGUUGGUGGAAUUAAGGGAAGAAAUUCUGAAAUUAGGGUAUGAGCCUGUUAUAGACGAUACUUUGCCAGAAAUGGAUAAAGUUGUAAAGAGCGAAGAGCUUUGGUAUCAUAGCGAGAAGUUGGCACUGGCUUUUGCGCUCGUGAGCGGGGCUGUACCACCUGGAAAGGCUUUAAGGAUUGUGAAGAAUUUACGAAUAUGUAGGGAUUGUCACAUGGCUUUUAAGUAUAUCAGCAUGGUAGUAAAUAGGGAGAUCAUAGUAAGGGAUAGUAACCGAUAUCAUAAAUUCUUUAAUGGUAAUUGUAGUUGUGCAGAUUUUUGGUAG
This is a messenger RNA of Daucus carota subsp. sativus, 1461 nucleotides long. Its product is annotated as pentatricopeptide repeat-containing protein At4g33170. The transcript has a single exon. NCBI's taxonomy places the organism in Eukaryota, Viridiplantae, Streptophyta, Magnoliopsida, Apiales, Apiaceae. The coding region runs from base 1 to 1461 and encodes 486 amino acids. The record is from RefSeq and is a predicted model, not a curated record. Gene Ontology annotation, molecular function: zinc ion binding; protein binding; RNA binding. Gene Ontology annotation, biological process: RNA modification. Gene Ontology annotation, cellular component: intracellular membrane-bounded organelle.